AUGGAUGUAGACAAAAUAGCAAACGUAUUAUACGACAGGAAUAAUUAUUCGCAUUUCGUUGAUUUACUUUCAAUCAAUGUCUCCACAGAAGAAUCAGAACAACAGCAACAAGAUUUGAACACCUGUGAAUUGUUCACUUUUGGCACAUUUAAACAAUAUUUCAAAUAUGAACAGAAGUACAAAUUAAAUCUUGAGUCAGCUGAGAAGUUAGCUAAGAUAAGUAUAAUUAGAUUAUCUAAUGAUUAUGAGAAUGAAACACUACCCAUUGAAGAGAUCUUACAGGAUGAGAAAUAUGGCUUAACCACUGGAUUACGACUUUUAAAUGAACUUAAUGGAUCUAACGAUGAUAUCGAGUCAGCCCUUUAUAAGUUGGUUAUAGAAUUAGUAUUCCAAGGAUUGGUUAAUAUGACUAUUGAUGAGUAUUCACAAUCAAUAAUAAUCGGAGAGGUUAAAUUAUUACUUGAUUCCUAUGAUUCAAAAUAUUAUCAAUUACUAGUAUUGGAAGAACUGGCUGAUAUUCCCAAUAGGUCAUUGAGUGUUGCUCAUAAGAACUUGAAUCAAUGGUUUAAUGAUAGAUUAGUUCCAUUACAGAAAGAAACAGAAAAUCAGGCAAAUGUUCUUGAAAAAGAACAACAAGCGAAAGAAAAGGCUAUUCAAGUUGCACAGAAUACCAAAAAGAGGAAAUCUCCCGAUAACUACACGAUAGAAGUAUGA
Messenger RNA from Hemisphaericaspora subhashii, 714 nucleotides. RefSeq lists its product as uncharacterized. NCBI's taxonomy places the organism in Eukaryota, Fungi, Ascomycota, Pichiomycetes, Serinales, Debaryomycetaceae. The transcript has a single exon. The coding region runs from base 1 to 714 and encodes 237 amino acids. The record is from RefSeq and is a predicted model, not a curated record.